UAUACCCUUGACACAUAUGCAGGGAGGGCCAGUGGGUCGCUGUGUUUCCGAAGGACACAGGGAAGCAGCCCACGUGUGCUGUGGGUGCCGCAAAUACCCACUGUGACACAGGGAGGAUGAAUCAGACGGCGUGAAACCAGAGUCAGAAGUCGGACAGAAAUGUGUUUGCUGUCUCCAAACGUCUGAGCGACGAUACCUGGACACAUGCGUCGAUGCCCUGACAACAUGACUCACCGGACCGUUACAUUUAACAUGGGAGCCUCAGCAUCGCUGACAGGCUGGCUUAGGUAACCAUGGCAACCAGCAGCCUUCACAGAAAGUCUCCUGAAGCGCUGCGUUGGAAUGCUGGUUAUAAAGCCGCUGUACGCAGCAUUUAUUUCAUGCAUAACCUUUGUGCUGGAUGUAUAGGUUGAAACGGUGUUUCCCAACCCCUGGGCCGUGGCACAUUAGUGGACCAUAAGACCUAAUCUGGUCACCAUGGAGAAUGAUUGAACUUCAAUCAAUUGAUCUGAAAACGGUUAUUUAGUCAGAGAUAAUAUUAAUUUGUCUAUGCGACAGUUAGAGGCUGAACAAUUAAAUACUCUUCCACUAGGUGGCAGCAGUGUCCAAAACCGCCCCCUACACCCUAUAUAGAGCACUACAUAGAAAGAGAUCUUUGUGUGUCUUUCUUCAAUCCCUGUGAGUAUAUCAGUGCUGUGUUCAACUAGAGGUGUGUGUCGGUGAGGGUGUAGUGUUUGAAGACCGUCUGAACGACAGGAGGCGAUGUAGAGCCAGAGGUGUCUGAGGAGCUGCUGUUGGAGAAAAUAAAUAAAUGAUCAUGAUGAUGGUGGUGGUGUUCACAGAGCUGGAGUUGGAAUAAACAAAUUAAAAAACAACAAAAAUGUAGCAUUGUUGAAAUAAUCACAUUUCUCAAGAAUUAAAAUCGUAAAGAUAAAAAGUGUGAACAACGAUUAAUAAAAAGCUGACCCGUUUUUUUUUUUUUUAAUAAGACAACAUGUCAUGUUUUGGGGGGUCAGGUGGGUGGUCAGUGAUUUCUCCUGCCCCCCCCCUUUUUGGGGGCGCUAUUGAGUGUUUUUUGCGCAUGCGUUGAGGCAGAAGCAGCGACCACUUGUUUGAACAGAUGACCGUGUUUUCUCCCACUGCGCACCGUGAAACAUCAACACGAUCUUUUAACCUGCUGAGGAAGAUCCUCCAGGUGCCGCUCUCCGACGCCCCCUCCCGUCUCCCCCUCCCGUUCCCCCCUCCCCAGCGGAAUCUGCGUGCUGGUGAGCAACAGGCUGCACCGCUCACGCCAAGUCUCCACGCGAGAGCGACUGUGCCAUCUGUGACCGCGCCAGUCGUGGCUCGGGUUUUUUUUAUUUUUAUUUUUUUUAUCCGACUUCCACGCCGAGGAUGAAGAAGCAGAACGUGCGCACGCUGUCGCUCAUCUUCUGCAUGUUCUCCUACCUGCUGGUCGGCGCCGCGGUCUUUGACGCGCUGGAGUCGGAGUCGGAGAGCUCCCGCAGGCGCGUCCUGGAGCAGAAGCGCAGCGAGAUGAAGAAGAAGUACCGCUUCUCCGAGGACGACUACCGGGAGAUCGAGCGGGUGGUGCUGCAGGCAGAGCCGCACCGCGCCGGCCGACAGUGGAAAUUCGCUGGUUCUUUUUACUUUGCCAUAACUGUGAUCACCACCAUCGGUUAUGGACACGCUGCACCGGGGACGGACGCAGGGAAGAUCUUCUGCAUGUUCUACGCUGUCCUCGGUAUACCGCUGACCCUGGUCAUGUUCCAGAGCCUGGGAGAACGCAUGAACACGUUCGUCCGUUACCUCCUCCACAAGAUCAAACAGUGCGUGGGGUUCCGGCGGACCGAGGUGUCCAUGGAGAACAUGGUCCUCGUGGGCUUCCUGUCCUGCAUCGGGACCCUGUGCGUGGGGGCAGGGGCCUUCUCCUACUUCGAGGGUUGGAGCUUCUUCCAUGCGUAUUACUACUGCUUCAUCACGCUCACCACCAUCGGCUUCGGGGACUUCGUGGCCCUGCAGAAAAAGGAGGACCUGCAGGAGAAGACGCCCUACGUGGUCUUCAGCUUCAUGUACAUCCUGGUGGGACUCACGGUCAUCGGAGCCUUCCUCAACUUGGUGGUCCUGCGCUUCCUCACCAUGAACACCGAGGACGAGCGGAGGGACGCUCAGGAGAGGGCGUCCCUGAAGAGGGACAAGGGCCUUCGUAUAGGGGGCGCUGUUGGACUGCGUGCCGGAGAGGAGAAGUGCAGAAGUGGCCACCGGCAGAAGACCAGGGCCAACGUGGUCACCAUUCGCAGCCACAGCACCCUCUACCUGCCGAUGGAGGAAGGGACCAGCUGCACUAACCUUAUAGCGUCCCCGGUGGAGGAUCAGGAGCAGCGCAGGAGCCCCUGCAGGCACAGGCUGCACUUCCAGAUCAAGGGGGGGAGACCGAGGGCGGAGUCCAGCCUCAGCUCCCUCUGCUCCUGUGUCUGCUACCGCUUAGGCAUUUGUGACAGCCCCCUCAUGUCCCACCGUGACCCCCCCCCCGGCUGCCGCGUCACCUCUGUUCACUACGACAGCACACACAGGGUGAAGGGUUCGAGGGACAACACCGGACUCUCCUCUCCAGGAAGUACCCUCUCUCCCGGGCACAGCUUCCGGGACUUUCCUCGUUCCAGGAGGAAGUCGGUGUGAAGUCGGUGUGAAGUCGGUGUGAAGUCGGUGUGAAGUCGGUGACGGACGACGUGUUUGCACUAAAGAAGGACCAUUGUUUUGAACGAUGCUGCAUGUGUGACCGUUCCUUGUGCGGGACAGAAGAGAACAAUUCUGUACUCGGAAGAAGUCGUUGUGGGUUUUGAAACAUUUCCUCCGAUGGCAGUUGUUUGUUACUCCAUGAUUUCGUGGUUGGGUUUUCAGUUUUUUGGGUUUUUUUUUGCAUGUAAGGCAAAGUCCAACGCAUGCUUCAGUGAAUGUAAAGCACAUGAUGUUUAGGCAUGAGUGCUAACUGUGUUCCUUUAUUACCUGAAGGGUUGAAGCAGGUUGGGCUGUGGUCAGAGGUCGGUGAUUGUCGGUGGUAAGAUUUUUCUGAUGACCAAGACUAUGGCAUGUAUUCUUAACUCAGACAUGCUCAAAAUAUCCCUACAAAUGAUACGCAACAUGAACCAUUGUCAGUGAGCAGCCAUUGUUGUUGAACCCCCAUCCCACCGCCUCAUCAAACCAACCAACUUUUUCCACAUUUACAAGUCGAAAAACAAACCCCAUUUCCUUAAUCUUCUUCUAUGAAAACAUUAACAAAAAAUCAUCCAUGAAAAUCCAAACUUUAAAUAAUAGAGCGUUUCUGUGCCUCUCCUGUAGUGCUAUGGCGCCCCCUGGAGGAGGCAGACCUCCUACUUUCCAGUAUGGAAGAAGGCUGUUCACUCCAGAUCUCAGAUCCUGAUGAUCAGCUGUGUCUGAUCCUAACUCAUAUUAACGAUCGGUUCCUCUUGAAGAACGCCUCUUCGUCAAAGUCUUCCUUCAAAUCUGCCUUUAUAGAUCAAAGGACACGACAGUAACAGAGGUGUUUACAAACACUAUGCGAACAUGCACCGUCGUUUCUGGUAAAAAAGUGGUUCAUGUUGCCUGAGACUUGUUACGAUCUUUUGAGCA
This is a messenger RNA of Cynoglossus semilaevis (tongue sole), 3627 nucleotides long. RefSeq names its product potassium channel, subfamily K, member 15 (gene kcnk15). Gene Ontology annotation, biological process: potassium ion transmembrane transport; stabilization of membrane potential. The coding region runs from base 1393 to 2676 and encodes 427 amino acids. NCBI's taxonomy places the organism in Eukaryota, Metazoa, Chordata, Actinopteri, Pleuronectiformes, Cynoglossidae. Gene Ontology annotation, molecular function: potassium ion leak channel activity; outward rectifier potassium channel activity. Gene Ontology annotation, cellular component: plasma membrane. The record is from RefSeq and is a predicted model, not a curated record. The transcript has 2 exons.